GGGGAGGGGCAGAGGGGGAGAGAGAGACAGACAAGUAGACUCCCUGAUGAGCACAGAGCCCAGUGGGAUGAGGGGCUGGACACCCAGGACCCUGAUCUCAUGACCUGAGCUGAAGUCAGACGCUUCACCGACUGAGCCACCCAGGUGUCCCGCCAAAGAUUUGCUUAGAGAGAAAUUUAUAAUCUCAAAUGUGUACGUUAAGAGAAAGGAGGGAAGGAAGGUGAAAACGCAGAAAACCAAUGAUUUGAGUAUCUAAAGCAUCCUGAAAAAGAGAAAGAGAUUAAACCCAACUAGAAAGAAGAAGUGAUGAAAAGCCAAUGAAAAAAACGCACACUAGAAAUCAACAGGCUAACAGCUGGUCCUUCAGAAAAGACUAAUAAAAAUGUAGCUCUCGUGCACUGCUGAUAAGAAACAAACAACAAAUACAGGAGAAACAAAUCACGAAAACCAGGAGGGAAGGGAUCCCGCAGGUAUUAAAAGAAUAAUAAAGAGGAUAGUUUGAAAAACCUUAUGCCAGUAAAAUGGCAAGUGUACACAAAACGGACAAAAUCCUAAGAAAACUCAAAUGACCAAAAGUGAAACAAAAGGAGGAAUAUCUGAAUAAUGCUUCGUCAAAGAUAUUUAAUCUGUAAUCAAACUUCCCACAGAAACACACACACACAUUCCCAGGGUCAGAUGGCGUUUACAUAGAUGUUACCGCAUACACGCACAAUCAUAAAACGCUUAUUGUAAAAAUCUGAGGUUUUCUGUCACACUUUACUAAAAUGUUUAGAAUGGAAAGAGCAGGAAAGCAGGCUGGGGAGGUGCAAGGACAUCUGCAGGCCACAUUCGGUGGGAGGCAGGGAGGUGACGUGGCCACACCAGGGUGUUAGGAUCCUCCCGGCACCCCCGGGGGCUGACGGCUCCGAGGGCACAAGUGAGGAUGGUGGGUGAGGCUGGCGCCUGCGGUGGAGCGCACAGAGGGGGACCGGCAGCAGGAGACCAAAAUGGCAAUUCGAGGGGCAGGUGGACAGACGGUGUGGAGCUCGGGAAGGGCGGGGAUUUCCGGGAGGGCAGGGCAGGCCUUCGGUGUGCAUAAUUCCCACCGGGUUCUCCCAGAGAAGCUUUCCCUGGCCACCACCACCCCCAAGAAACCGCCAACCAAGCGGACCAGCUGGAACAUGCUGAAAUGUGCCUAUAUGAUGGUCACCUUCUUGUUUGUGUCCUACAACAAAGGAGACUGGUGUUACUGCCACUACUGUACCACAGAAGUGGACAGCAGGACCGACCCCUGCUGCUCUUUCUAGCGACCCUGCUCCAGCUCAGCUCAGCUCAGCGGUCGCCAGUCCUUCACUGCUCAGUAGUCUCACCUCCUGAGAAGCCUGUCUGCCCCAGACAGCCAGCUUGGAGGGUAACGAACUGGGGUCCUCUGAGGAUGACACUUGCCUGCCCAGAGGCACUGCGGGAAGGCAUCCCUGAGGGCCCAGGGCGAGUGAGCACCCACAGGGGUCUCUCCACAACUGCUCUCCCUGGCCUUUCUCAACCUCCCCCACUGUUUCUCUAAUUAAACCUACACUAGUUGAAGCGGCUGAAGGCUCAGUUCUUCCAUUUGUGGGGGGCAAGGGUGCCAGGAAUCAUAUAUAACCAAUUCUGGCGACAACCUAUCAGGAACUUCUGUUAUGCUGCCCACUUUAUAGGCGAAGAAACUACAGCCCAGAGGGAUUGACGAUUAGUCCAAGGUCACACAAAUGACAGCGCUGAGGUCUGACCCAGGUUUGACUCAUUACAAAGUCUAUUUUUUUUUUUUUUUUGUAAAAACAUUUAGGUCCCCCAACUGAGGAAAGAGGGAUCUGAAGAUGUAGUGACCGCAAGACUAGGCCAUGUCCCAGCUGUCCAGCCUGCGUGCUUCUUUGCCCGUAUUAUAUUUGAGGAUGUCCAUGGUCCUGAUUGAGAGCUUGGGCUCUAACAAGGAGACAGGUUUCUUGAGUGUAAAUUCCAGCUCCCCCCCUUACUGGAUUGCAACUUUAGGGAAGUUUUUGUCAUCAAUGCCUCAUUUCGUCAUCUGUAAAAUGGGGGUAUUGACAGAGUAGAAGCCCUCCUAUCAUUAUAAUCAGGACCAGCCAUUGGUUGGUUCAUAAAAAAGUUCAUUAAAAUAGGCAGUUGAGGGGGCACCUGGAUGGCUUAGUACGUGAAGCGUCUGCCUUCGGCCCAGGUCAUGAUCCCGGGGUCCUGGGAUGGAGUCCUGCACGGGGCUCCCUGCUCAGCGGGGAGC
This is a messenger RNA of Ailuropoda melanoleuca (giant panda), 2251 nucleotides long. It is a transcript of the gene EDDM13, whose product is annotated as epididymal protein 13. NCBI's taxonomy places the organism in Eukaryota, Metazoa, Chordata, Mammalia, Carnivora, Ursidae. The transcript has 3 exons. Bases 987 to 1286 code for a protein of 99 amino acids. The record is from RefSeq and is a predicted model, not a curated record.